UCAGGGAAUACAAUGGACAGAUGCAGGGAAUUACCAGUGCUGGAUUUGCAUCCUUGACAUUUGAUGGAACUGUAGGAGCACGCGUUGUUCCUCGAACCUCUAGCAAAGUGUACACUUUCAUGGAUGAAGAACAGAAAAGAAUUGAAGAAUUACGUAUUUGGGCAGCCAGUAAUCUUUCCAUCUCUGGACCAGCAGCAAAAUUGUCUGAUGUCCAGCCAAUGCUGUUCUUUGAUCUCACUUGCCAGCUCAUAGGAAAAGCAAAAGUGGAUGGAUCAUCUUUUCUUCUAAAGGUAUGGGAUGGCACAAAAUGUCCCUACCCAACAUGGAAGGUGCCUGUGGAAGCAAGAGACCUGGAAGGAGAAAAGGUUCUUCUGCAUCAACUGCGAAAUCUAACGGUGGAUGUUCUAGUCUAUGAUAACCAUGUACAACUGGCAAAAUCACUUAAGAUUGGAAGCUUUCUGAGAAUUUACAGUAUUCAUACAAAACAAGCAAGUGCUGACAGUGAAGGUGUCUCACAUAUAGAAUUUCAUCUUCAUGGUGGCACGUGUUAUGGUCGAGGAAUAGGAGUCUUACCAGAAAGUAACUCAGAUAUUAAGGAACUAAAAGCAUUCUUGGAAUCUGUGGAUCUGGCAGACAGUCAGAGUAUGGAAAGCAUGUCUUCACUGGAAUUAGAUGGCACUUUUCACAGUGUUACAGAUAUUGAAUCACACUUACAGAGAUGUCAGCAAUUAUCUGUUACAGUAUUAACAGAUCAUCAGGAUUUGAGUAACACAGAACUGAAAACCAUUCUGAAUAGCACAGCUCCUCAACAGUAUCGCAUUAGAGCAAAGCUGAGAACUUAUAAACCCCAGAAGCUCUAUCAGUCUAUUAAACUUCAUUGUUCCAAAUGCAACUCUUUGCAAGAAGUUCCAGAUGGAGAUGAAUUUGACUUUAUUUUACGAAGCUCUGUCGUUACUACCCCAAACCCAGAAUUACACAAUACAUCCUGGUAUGAUUCUGUAAUGUGGACUACACAAGACCAGAAACAAAGGAAAAUAACUAUUCAUUUUGUAAAGCAUGAUGAAAUGCUUCAACAGCCUGAAGAUACUUUGCUUAUGAUAGAAGGUGGAACACUGAAAGAAGUCUGGAAACUUACAAAAAGAUUUAAAUGUGUUAUUCCUGUGAGAUCCACAGAAGAUGAUCUUGAAUUAUUAGAUCUUUCAGCUCCUUUUCUUUUACAAGGGAACAUAAAAUAUUAUGGGUGCAAGCAGUGUUCAACUCCAAAGCCUAUCACGAGUCUAAGUUCCAUUGCAGCAGAACAACAACCAUCGUGGGAACCAACUGAAAUAGCACAAGCUUUAGGUAUUGAGCUGCUCCAGUAUGUUUUUAUUAUGAGGUUUACACUGGUUGAUGGAACAGGAGCACUAAAUGCAUACCUUUUUGAUUAUGAAAAGUUUUUCCAAAUUCCUGCCUCUGAAAUCUUAACUAAUAAUUUUCUUCAGCAAAAGAUGCAGAUGACCAUGAACACACUCUGUCCUCCAGGAAGAAAAUUAGAUGACUUGCCAUGGUUGGAAUGCUUCAUCAAGUCCUAUAAUGUCAGAGAUGAGAUGAAACAUCAAGUUUGUUACCAAAUUUUUGACACUACAAUUGCUGAAGAUGUUGUAUAG
Messenger RNA from Antrostomus carolinensis (chuck-will's-widow), 1646 nucleotides. It is a transcript of the gene POT1, whose product is annotated as protection of telomeres 1. Gene Ontology annotation, biological process: regulation of telomere maintenance via telomerase; telomere capping. Bases 21 to 1646 code for a protein of 541 amino acids. Gene Ontology annotation, cellular component: nuclear telomere cap complex. Lineage: Eukaryota; Metazoa; Chordata; Aves; Caprimulgiformes; Caprimulgidae. The record is from RefSeq and is a predicted model, not a curated record. The transcript is spliced from 12 exons. Gene Ontology annotation, molecular function: G-rich strand telomeric DNA binding; telomerase inhibitor activity.